GCGCGUGCAUCGCUCGGCGCAUGCCAAAGUCAAAGUUUUACAUAUUAGGCAUAAGGAACUAUCGAAUUGAAGUUGAAAACUUAUUCAACUAAAAUACAUAAUCAGCAUCAAGGAGUUAUCAAUAUUAGUUAUAAGUAGUCGAAGCCACUUUGCGCAUUGCCCACAGCUGCAUGCGGCAAAGUCUGGCUUCUGGCACUCGCUAAAUUCUGGCCACACCGCGCAUGUGACCCAGUUAAGCGGAUUUUCUGGCAGCAGACGAGGCGACCAGAGACGACCAGAGCGACGUGGACGAAGCGCUAAGCAAGGAUUUUUAAUUUGCCUGGCAUUUUUAAUAUAGCCUUGGCAACAUGCGCCCCCAGCCUGGAUUGAUCAGUCUCCUGCUCAUCUCUAUGCUCUUCGGUCUGCCGGGCUCCCUCGAGCUAGAGCUGGAAAUGGUCGAAACGGAAACGGAGAGGGAACGAGUAAGGGGAAGAGAGGAGGAUGCUGUGGCGAUAUCCAAAUCUUUGUCGAUAUUAAAGAGCGACACAAUAAAUGACAACACAUUUCAUAGAAGUCAAUCAAAGAGAGCCGCGACAUUGGCAAAGUCGCAGCCAUUAAUUUCAGCGACAACACAAAUUACAAAACCAAAUGACGAGCAAAUAGCAAGAACGACAACGGCAACAGCAACAGCAAUACACAGAAAUGUUAGCAGCUCGUUGAGUGCAGUUGCAGCUCCUUUGGAAAGCCACAGCAACAUUAAUAACAUUAGCAACAAUGGCGUUCAGCGGCGAUGGACAACUGUGUCCACAAUGCCGGCUUCCGCACCAGGAGUGACGGCAGCACUGCAAGCAAAUCUUAUUAUGAGCAAUAGAAACGUGGAGCAGCAAAAAUUGGACGAGCACGAGUACAAAAUUACGCAGAGCAACAACAAUGCAUUGUUCGUAGCAAGCAGCAGCAGUAGCAGCAACAUGUUUAGCAACAAUUCGACGGCAACAACAUUUGCUGCUCCAGCAACAGUAGCAGAGGAGACAACAACAGCAACACCAAUUACAACAACAUCAACAGCAGCAACGACAACAACACGUCGACCAGCACCGAGAACAACAUUGAAGCCACCGCCAACAAUAGAUGAUUACCAAACAAUAAUUAGCCAAGCGGGAACCCACGCCUAUCUGCCCUGCAAUGUUAAACAACUGGUAAAGAAGCCCAUUUCGUGGCUCCGUAUGAGAGAUGGUCACAUUCUCACCGUGGAUCAGACCACUUUCAUUGCGGAUCAGCGUUUUCAGUCGGUCUUCUCGCCCAAUCCCGAACGCUGGUCGCUGCAGAUCAAAUAUGUGCAGCUUAAGGACGAAGGAACCUAUGAGUGUCAAGUCUCCACGGAGCCCAAAGCCAGUGCAAUAGUUCAUCUCCGAAUUGUGGAACCUAAAACCGAGUUAAUCGGGGAGUCGACGCGCCACGUAAAGGCCGGAAGUCAAGUGAAACUGCGCUGCAUAAUUAGCCAGGCACUGGAGCCGCCACUUUUCAUUAAUUGGUUUUACAAUCAGAAGCAAAUCUAUUUGCAUAAUCGUCGUGGUUGGCGUACGGAAAUUGAGCGCAUCGAUCUGCCAACGGAAGCGCCAACGACAUCAACGGCAGCGACAACGUCAACGUCAACAACAGCAACAACAACAUCAACAACAACAGCAACGUCUAUAACGAGUACAACGCCGGCUGCGACGCCAGCAGAGGCGCUAAAUGAUAUAGCGGCCAUAACACGUUCGUAUAUUCUAGAUGCCAUUGCAGUGGGUGAUGGCAUAGCGAUGGCCGGAUACGGUUACGUGUUGCCAACGUCUGGCACGCCUAUAUACUCAGCAGCCACAAUGUCAACGGCAGCAAAUGCAGGUGCUGCAGUUGCAACAUCAGGCAUUGUCACAGCUCAAGUGGCGGCAGCAUCAGCAGCAAUUGCUGCUGACACGUCGGCAAUAUUGACGUUGCCGCCAACAGGAACAACUGCAGCAACAACACUACCGGUAGCAUCCACCGUAACUACAAAAGCAACAACAGCCUCUGCAGCAACAUCUACAACAACAACAACAACAACAGAAGAAGAAGCAACGCCAAGCCCAAAAACAACAACAAUGCUGCCAAGCAGCAGUUUCAUUAAACAGAUAACGACGGCUUCGCUCAUCAUACCCGCCGUGGUGAAGCUGGAUUCCGGCAACUAUACGUGCAGUCCUUCGAACAGCGCCCCGCGCACCAUCGUCCUGCACGUGCUAAAUGGUGAAUACUCUGCGUCGGCUAUUAAAUCGGCCAGUGUCAGCUGGAAUACGCUAAUUGGAUGUCCUGGCUAUUUACGUUGGCCGAAUGUCUCAACGAUUUUGACACUUUUGUGGAUUAUUAAAUUUGUGCUCGCUUGGAAUGUGACAAUUUGCUGCAAUCGUGGCCGAAACAAAGUCAACAAUCGCCCAUCACUGGAGGAGGCAGCGGCGACACAAACAACAAUAACACGAACAACAACAAGGAUAACUGGCAGGACAACGGCAUGCGACAACGUCAGCCGCAGGCUCAGCACACAGACGCAGACCAAAAGCAAGAGCCAUGGCCAGAGCCAGAGCCAGAGCCAGACGACAACCCGCAGGCAACGGCGUUUCGGACUCGACUGCGGUUGUGGUGGCUGCUGCUGCGGCGGUGACUGUGGCCACGUCAGCAGCUCAAUUAGUGGCACCAAAGUGGCCGAGGACAAAACUUGAGUAGCACUCUUACCAAUCUCAAUACCAGCACAAAAGCACACCAGCACACCAGUGGGACAACAACAAGGAUUCACAAUUGAAAUGUGAGCGGUUGAGUUUAGACCAUGCUUAGGGUCUUAAACCCAUUCAGAUGCAUGUUCGCAUUUUCGAAUAUAUCCAGAAGCACGAAUACAUUUAUGAUCUCCUCAAAUGCCAUAAUACUUUAUAAUAAUACUAUAGUCAUUGCUUAUAGAUACAGCAAUUGUAUGUGUAUACACAUUGUGAACAAUAAUCAAAUCGUUAAGCAUUUUUUGUAACGAAAUUGAAGUUAGUUUUUAUUUAAUUUGGUUAUUUCAGAGUUGUGUAAAUAAUCAUUCAUUUGAAACUGUACAUUCAUUUAAAAAAAAAAACCUUAAGAGUAUGCACAUAAGUUAAUGGUUGUAUAAUUUAAAUAAUAAGUCCAAUUACCAAGAACAAUGCAAAAUGGUUCACUAUAAAUAAAAUUUUUUAUAACAAAAAUCAUAAAGACAUUAUAUAACAAGAUCUAAAUCAAAUAGAAAAAGCAAGCAAGCGAAAUUAAAGAGUUUACAGUAAAUUUUAAAUGAUCAUACGCGUACACUCGUAAGUAACACAAAACCCAAAACCCAAUGUGCAACAAAUGAUUUAUUUGUUUGAAAGUUUAGCAAACUAAUAACCAACCUCAACUAACAAAAGAGGUGCAACACAAAAUAUUUCACAUUUUUAUUGAAAUUAUUAAUACUAAAUGCGGGUUAGAAGACUAUUUUAAAAGAAAAACAUACAGGUUAUAUUGAUUUGAAGUGAAUAUAUUAUUUUAAUUUUUUAAAUAUUGAAUGUUGA
Drosophila albomicans is the source of this 3545-nucleotide messenger RNA. It is a transcript of the gene dpr15, whose product is annotated as mucin-5AC. Bases 348 to 2708 code for a protein of 786 amino acids. The transcript is spliced from 7 exons. Gene Ontology annotation, biological process: synapse organization. The record is from RefSeq and is a predicted model, not a curated record. NCBI's taxonomy places the organism in Eukaryota, Metazoa, Arthropoda, Insecta, Diptera, Drosophilidae. Gene Ontology annotation, cellular component: neuron projection membrane.